CACAAUAAUUUUGACAGGCACAAAUUUAUAAAAUAAAAGGAAACGGUCAGUCAAAGGAGUUUUUGUUUGGAAACAGAAAAAGUCUCCUCUUCUGCCCUUUGCUCUUGGCUUAACAUCAACAAAGCUACUGAAUUUUGCAGUGUAAACAGUUUCUGGUUGGUGGGGGAUUGAAAGGAACGAUCUGAAAGAGUAUGGCACCCUUUGGAGGGACUACCCAGAAGUGUGAGGCAUGUGAAAAAACUGUUUACUUGGUUGAUCAACUCACUGCUGACAACAAAGUUUAUCACAAAGCUUGUUUCAGGUGUCACCAUUGCAAGGGUACCCUUAAGCUAAGUAAUUAUAGCUCCUUUGAGGGCGUCUUGUAUUGCAAGCCUCACUUCGAUCAAUUGUUUAAGAUGACUGGCAGUUUGGAUAAAAGUUUUGAAGGAACUCGAAAAACUGUUAGGGUAGACCGAUCAACGGACCAGGUCACCAACAGCAGAGUUUCGAGACUGUUUGCUGGAACUCAAGACAAAUGUGUCGCUUGUAAGAAAACUGUUUACCCAAUUGAAAAGGUGGCGGUCGAUGGCACUUGCUAUCAUAAGGUUUGUUUCAGGUGCACCCAUGGAGGCUGUGUGAUCAGCCCAUCUAACUACAUAGCCCAUGAACAUCGUCUAUACUGUAGGCAUCACCACAAUCAACUGUUCAAACAGAAGGGGAACUUCAGCCAACUUGACAAGCAUGAAGAAGUUAAGGAGGUGACUGAGAACACUGUGGCCUAGCUAGGAGGAAUCCUGUUUCCAAGCAAGAACCAGAUUUCAACAUUUGAAGCAUAGAAGAGCUGUUGUUGGGUUUACUUCCUAUUUAGUAUAUGUCAUUUGUCGUCAGGGAGAAAUAGUCAGCAGAAGAGUUUGAGUUUGUUGAUAAAAGUUUUUGUGUGAGUUUUGAGUUGACGUAUGAAGUGGAAAGUUGGUGUUCUGUCCUUCUCAAUAAACUAUGUUGAUAUAUCCCAAGAAAUAUCAUGUUAGAUCUUUGGUUUGAA
Durio zibethinus is the source of this 1021-nucleotide messenger RNA. Its product is annotated as LIM domain-containing protein WLIM1-like. Lineage: Eukaryota; Viridiplantae; Streptophyta; Magnoliopsida; Malvales; Malvaceae. The record is from RefSeq and is a predicted model, not a curated record.